AUGGCACUUGACCGUCUUGGCUCUGGGUCUCAUCGGGAUCGUAGGCAGUCGUGCCAGCACCGCCAGCGGAGGCAGUGCCACCGCACCACCUUCGAAGAUGAUGUUCUCGAUGAUGAAACGCUUGGUUGUUUCGUUGUUGUUGGCCACAACAAGUUGCAGGCGCCGGGGAGCAUGUCGGCUGGCAUCUCACGCGGGCGUUUCCUCGCCCCUCCGGAGGAUGAUGCACCACCCACCGGCGCGGCGUUGAGCGGUGGAGAGGGCGGCGACGGCCACUGCUUCGUCCCUUCGUCCGCUGCGUGCCUCCGGCCCUUCCUCUUGACCAACUACACUGCCCGCUCUUCGAGCGUCAGCUUCUUCUUCUUGGGUGGCGUGACGGUCUUGCGGGUACUGUACCACUACAAGGGAAAAGAGGACAAGUAUUGCUCUGAAGUGAGAUACGCUUGGGGGCAGAUUUUGGAGAACUCUUGGUCUAAAGUGAAGGAUGGAAGUGAAGAUCCUGUUCUUGCAAAAGACGGAAAUUCCUUGAGUUCUUCUGAAAUGAGGUCAAUUUCUGACAGAAUUCCCUCGAGCCCUCUUCGGGUACCUGCAAGUCCAUCUAGAUUUUCAUUAUCUUCACCGCCAAGUAGAAAUGAUCCAUUGAACCUCAGUCUUGAAACGGUUAUUAAACUGACACGUAACUUUUCGCCGGCCUUGAUGAUUGGCGAAAGUUAUUUUGGAAAGGCCUACAGAAUGGACUUGCAAAAUGGCCUUAUUGUGGCUAUUAAAAGGGCAAGAAAGUUACUUGGAUAUAUUGACAAAGGGAAUGAAAGAAUUGUCAUAACCGAGUUCGUGGCAAAUGGCACUCUUAGGGAACAUUUGGAUGGACUACAUGGGCUAAUAUUGGGCUUCGGUCAGCGUCUUGAAAUAGCCAUAGAUGUCGCCCAUGGAUUAACUUAUCUGCAUCUAUAUGCAGAGAAGCCCAUUAUACACCGGGAUGUGAAGUCAUCAAACAUUCUACUAACUGAAGGCUUCAGGGCAAAAGUAGCCGACUUCGGAUUUGCAAGAAUUGGUUCAACAGAUCCAGGCCAGUCAGAGAUUCAAACUGAUGUGAAAGGAACAGCUGGCUAUGUGGAUCCAGAGUAUCUGCGGACAAACUAUCUGACAGUCAAGAGUGAUGUGUUCUCUUACGGCAUCUUGCUCCUGGAAAUCCUAUCAGGUCGUCGUCCUAUUGAGGUGAACAGAGGAGGAAGAGAAAAGAUUACCGUGCGAUGGGCCUUCGAGAGAUAUAACAAAGGCAAUGUCCAGGAGAUACUGGAUCCGAUGUUGACCGAAGCAGUAAACGAGGAUAUACUGAAUAAGAUUUUCGAUGUGAUGUUCCAAUGCGUCGCUCCUACCCGCGCUGACAGGCCACAUAUGAAAGAGGUUGUGGAGAAGCUCUGGAAGAUACGGAGGGACUACGCUAAAACCCAAAACAGAGCAGAAGGGUCUCUUUAA
This is a messenger RNA of Triticum turgidum subsp. durum (durum wheat), 1473 nucleotides long. Lineage: Eukaryota; Viridiplantae; Streptophyta; Magnoliopsida; Poales; Poaceae. The record is from the annotation of a GenBank genome assembly.